Messenger RNA from Chilo suppressalis (striped riceborer), 10396 nucleotides. The record is from the annotation of a GenBank genome assembly. Lineage: Eukaryota; Metazoa; Arthropoda; Insecta; Lepidoptera; Crambidae.
GCGAUGGCUGGUUCAAGCGUCAUGCUCGUGAACGGGUGCUGCCAGAUGGGAUGAGUCUGCUCCAUACUGGGUUACUCUAGAGAUGUUAUCUAUUAUACCUAUUAUGUAUUACGUUAACUUAGAAGUUUGAUUUUGUCAUAGCUUCACUUCAUAAGCGAUGGCUGGUUCAAGCAUCAUGUUCGUGAACGGGUGCUGCCAGCUGGGAUGAGUUUGCUCCAUACUGGGUUACUCUAGAGAUGUUAUCUAUUAUACCAAAUAUGUACUGCUUGUAUGUAUAUCGUAUUGUAUUUAUACCGUAUGACACAGCAAUCAAAAUGUGAGUGGGCGUUGUAUUGGUAGCGACAUGUUUUUUUUUGUAAAUGUUGUUACUUCUGUUAAAUGCUGAUGAGUUUCUUGCGCCCAUUCUUCUUAACAGCUAAAAGAUGCCCUGAAUGUAUCGGACGAUUCAAAAGAGCUUUCAUCAUCAUCAUCAACCCAUGUUCGUCUACUGCUGGACAUAGGUCUCCCCUACUGCUCCCGAUUUUGUACUGUGAUGAGAAUCCAGCCCACUCCAGCCAGCCUACGAAUAUCAUCAUCCUAUCUUGUCUAAGGGCGUCCUACACUACGUUUACAAAGUCGUGGUCUCCACUCAACAACUUUCCGGCUCCAACGGCCAUCAGUUCUGCGGCUAAUGUAACCAGCCCACUGCCACUUCAGUUUGCUAAUUCGGUUAAUUAAGAGCUUUAAAUAAGUAAAUUUGAAUAAAGUAUAAUUUAAUUUCAUAGGACCGUGGACUUGAAUUUUAUGGUUUAAAUUUUAACUCGUUACCUUCACGCGUUCCCAAAUAAAGGUCCUGUCUUGACAGACAUACAGACGGACAACAAAGUGAUCCUAUAACAGAUUUGCCGGGUUUUUUUUUGCCAAGUCGGGAUUUGGACCUUAUUGAAUGAAAAAAGCGGGAUUCUUUCGUCGAAAUACUAGUAGUAAAAUAUAUAAGAAAAAUUAUUUCAAAAAAAUAUAUUUUAAAUCAGAUUUACCGUAUCGUUAAACAGUUGUCUUAUUCGUCUUCUGAAUGAAAAAAGAACCAAUUAAAAUAGUUUUUCAUUAUUUUGAUUUCCGAAAAGCGGGAUUGAGCCUGUCCCGCGCGGGAAUUUUGAUUUAAAAAUCGGGACGUCUGGCAACGCUGUCCUAUAUAAGGUCCUGUACGUGCGGCUUGUGUGGGGCUGGCAAGGGUUUCGUGAAUGUUUUGUGUACCCCUCUCUGUACUGUACCCCUAACACGAACCAUUAUCGAAUUCGAAUAGUUUGCAAACCGAAAUGUUAAUGUCAAAUACUGUAUGGAAACUUGAAGAGCAGCGGUACAAAGUACGUAACGAGAACAAAAAAUCAGUACACAUUUGACAAUGACAUUUUGGACUCGAUUCCGAAACGAUACGAAUUCGAUAUUGGUUCGUGCUAGGGGUACUUAAUUGAUGUAUUAAUGUCCUCGCUGCUGGGGCACAGGCCUUCCCUAUGGAUGGAAUAGGGACAUUGGGCCAUGACCCACCGCGCCGGCCCAGUGCGAAUUGGUGGGUGCUAAUGACUGUAGACGCAGCCGGGACCAACGGGUUAACGUGCCUUCCGAACCGGAGCGAAACGGAGGAGUUCGAGAUAGUAAAAUUUUUGGUCACCCAUCCUAUGACCGACCACUGCGAAAGUUGCUUAACUUUAACGAUCGCAGUCGAACGCGUUAACCACUUGAGCCAUCGAGCUCCUCUCUCGCUCUAUAUUAUAUUACUACAGACCUAUAGAUUCCUUAAUUUCAAAUUGUUGCUGUACAUGGAAAUGAGUCAACAAUACAAAUAGACCCGCCCGCGAUUACCCGUCAAUGCUUCUCCAUUAAUACAUUAAUGUAAAUAUAAUUUCUACGCACAUGGAUCAACGGAUGUGUAUCCAUUUGUGUCCGUCCGUUGGUGUGUACCAACGGACUUCCACAGAUAAAAACCGGCUAAGUGUGAAUCGGACUAGCGCACCGAGGGUUCCGUACAAACUUGUAGGUAGAUAUGUAAAAGUUCACCCAUCGCGACAAUCGAGUCAUAGUUAUGGUAUUAUUAUUGCAAAAUGAAAUUUAUAACAUUAUAAUAUGGAAAGCUGGAGGAGCAUAAAUUAAUGACAAAGUUAUUAAGGUUUAAGGCUUAAAAAUUUCUUAAAAUUGACUUCAUAGAUGUAAACCACACAAAAUGUAACUACCGUCAACGAUUUUUUUUCCAAAAUCUAGAUGUUUUAAAGACCCAAAUGAUUGUUAUAGCAUCUACUAAUAGUGUUCACAUAUAAGUUUCAGCACUCUGGUAUUUUAAUUAGAUCAAUGAAUCAGCUGUUGUCAUUGAACUAUUAGUCGGGAAUAAUAGCAUGACUCAAUUAUCUUUUAGUGCUUAGCGGCCAAGGGGCAAAGGGCAUUUGAAAAACAUUUGCCUAUUUAGAUUUUUCUAACCGCUAGAUGUUUAAAUCUAAAGAAAUUUUUAGUAGAAAUAAUUGCACUCAGUCAGUUUUCGAACCCACAUCUUCUGCUAUAUAUUAAAGAAAAAAAAAAAAAUAGUGCGUCCGCCCGGAUAGUGGAAGAUAGUCAUUUUUCAUUAAUUUGUUUUAUCCUACGCCUAAGUAUUUUUUUUAAUAUGGCUACGUUUGUCCCUUCAAAAAAUGUGAGUAGAGUAAUUGUAGCUCCUAUGGUAUUAUUUCAUUUUUAACAUUUUAUAUGAGACUAUUAAUUUUAUUAUGGUAGUGCCUGAUAAUAUCAGUUUCUACUCGUAUUAUAUGGUUAUCCAAAGUUUAUUAACUUUCUAUCAAUUUAAACUUGUCUAUGGUAUCAUUAAUACAUGUGUCACAUAAACAAUUGAUUGUAUUUGGUAAAUUGUAUUAAUAAUGUAAAGUCAGAAGUUUGACAUAAAAUUUUAGUAGGUACAAUUGCCCCGGGUGACCUGUACCCUUAGUACGAGUUUGAGCUCACGAAAACUAUCAUAGUUUUCGAAUUGUAAAUUAUGUUUCUAUGUCCAUUUUGGUGAAAAGUAAUCAAAUAAUCUUAAAAUUUAAGAAGACGCAAAUGAUUUAAUGAUAGAAUUUAAACACUGUUUCUUUGUAUUGAAACGAAAACAAUAAAAUCAGUACCCUAAGUAUGAGUGUGAGCUCACGAAAACUAUCAUAAUUUUCGUAAUUGUAAAACUUGUACUAAGGGUACUUAUUUUUUUUUCUUAACAAUUAAUAGAAAUAUUUUUAAUUCAAGACUUAUUAUUGCAUAAUAUCAAUUAAAUGUACUUUAAUAAAAUCAAGAAAUUCUAUUUACUUGAUUUAAAUUAAAAUGAUCUUAGAGUAACUACAAAUUACUUAGAUUGAGAUAUUUUACUUUAAAAAAGUAUGCUUACUUUACUUAACUUACAAGGGAUAAGUAAACAUUAUUCUUCGUAUGAAGAAUACAUUCACUUGGCUGUACAAAUACAUGGUGUCUUGACUAAAGUAACUCUUGGAUUAAAUGUAUUAUUCUUGUAACAAGUAUAUUUUUUUUAAAUAUUUUAUACUAUUACGAAGGAAAUAUUACUAGCAUAUAGAGGGAGAGAAUCAUUUUCUUGGAUUCAAUAAAUAUGUCCUAAUUCGAAGCUACCAAUAUGUCUUUAUUUAAAAAAUCAAUUUUUAACAUGUGCUACGCCCAUGCUCCGAUUAGAGCUUUUUUGCCUAGAUAUUUGAAUUAUUAAAACUAUAAUACCAAUCGAUGCUAAAACACGGAAACAAAAUAUUCUUACUUUAAACUGGGCGUUAACAAAAGGUUGGUUAUAUCUUUAGAGCGUCCAGGGGCAAAGCCGCCGGCAAAUGGUAGGGGUAGACGAUAAGCUAUUUGAAGUGCCAGCAUAAUAGAAAUUUGCAAGUAUAUACCUGUAGCGGGUCCGUAGGCAAACGCGCGGACGAAUAGCUAUGACCAAGAGUGGGACUAGACCCCUCUUGCCCAGUGGGCACUUUGGGCAAGUGCCCAGGGCCCCACUCAGAUCAAAUAUAAAGUCCCUAGUUCCUGUCAGAUCACAAAACGGUAACUAAUAUUUAUUGCCAAAAAACUUACAUAAUUCGAUGAAAUCGAACCUAAAUUACUGACUACAAUACCAACUUACCAGCUUUUACAUAAGCGAAGCUAUUUUACUCUCGCCCAAAAAUUAGGCUUUCCGACUAGAGCAUGCUUAGAUAAAUUUAAAUAUACAUAUAAUGGUAUACUAAGCACACACAUAGUUAUCAAGAAAAAUCAUCAGUAGUACACUCAUCAGUAUGACUCGCUCCAUUUCAAGUCAUAAUCUACAUCAAAGUCAUAGGGGCCCCAUUAUUCUAGUAUGCCCAGGGCCUCCAUUAGGUUAAAGACGGCCCUGAGUGGGACAGUGUAACGCUGUAUUAUACGCGGCCAUUUGACGUCUAAUUACAGCAGUUUAAGAGGGCGGCAUAUGUAACUAAUAAAAUCACGUCAAAGCAGACCGUAGACAAAUAAGAAAGGGCAGAAAUAUUCCUCAUGUUACACUGUCCCCCACUUGACUCCAUUAAAGUGUCAGCUAAAUAGAAAGUAGCUAAUAUGUAUCUGUAGCGGGUCCGGGGGCGAAGCGACAUAUGCCUCUCCCACUUUGUGCCACAACCUCCGCCUUCCGCAUCCAAUCCACGCAGUCGUCCUCUCCAACUCAUCGGUCCAUCUAGCUCGUUGGCGCCUUACACAAUGCUUACCGGUCCGCUCUUCUCCACUCAAGAAGUCAUCGGCUCCAACGGCCAUCGGUCCUCUGUCCAUUGAUAAAUGUCCCAUUGAAGAGAAGAUUUUGCAGUUUUCCGAAUGCUGCCCAACCCAGUCGAAUCCUCUUAUCGGCUUCUUUCUCGCAGUUGUGUCUACCGAGCUAGCAUAAUAGAAAGUAGCAAAUAUGUACCUGUAGCGGGUCCGGGGGCGAAGGCGCCGGCACAUGGUAGAGGUGGGGCGGCGGCGUGGGCGUGUGCCACGUGACGCCCCGGUCGGCGGGCAGGUGCACCUGCGGCGCGCGCGCGAGGAAGUUCGCCACCUGUAACUGAUGCGUGCGCUGUUUAAUGAGGAUAUAGUGCGAUGCGGUAGAUCGACAACAAGAUGGCUUGACCGAAUUAAAGCUAUAACAGCCUGCCUAACUUUUUUGACAUUUACAGUGUGACACCAUCACCAGCCUAUUAAUGUCCCCACUGCUGGGGCACAGGCGUUCCUUGUGGAUGAAAUAGGGAGAUUAGGCCAUGACCCCCCACGCGGGCCCAGUGCGGAUUGGUGGGUGAUAACGACUACACAUGCAACCGGGACCAACUGCUUAACGUGCCUUCCGAAGCACGCAGGAGGUCGAGAUAGUAAAUUUUUGGUCACCCAUCCAUUGACCGACCACUGCGAAAGUUUCUUAACUUCAACGACCGCAGCCGAACGCGCUAACCUCUUGCGCCUCGAGAUCCUCGAGUUAGUGUGUAAAUAAAGAGAAAAUUACAUAUCCAUCAAUGCUUUUCAGAACUAGUAUCUUAGUGGCGUUUUAAUAGAGCAGAAAUGGAUUACUAAAUAGCUCGGUGACUAACACUUCCAUCUGUCAAAAGCAGUUCGCGAAUAGUUAGAAGGAGUCACGGCGUCGCUUUGUGCGGCGGGUCACCGCCACUGAAUCCACCGAUUUCGCUGAAGUAACGGCCACGACCGCUCUGCCAAAGUACGAUGCAAACUUUUUGGCGAUCGUGAAGUUAGCAGCAAGCGCAAUUAUGCGCAGGUUUCAAUUCAGUGACAAAAUGCGCAAGGCUGCAUCAUCCUACUUUUUGUUUACUGCCGCCACUAAGGACUUGAGCACAUGUACAGUACAGUUGUGCAGAUAUACAUUGACAGCAAAAGAUAAAACAGAUAGCUUACUGCAUUGCCCAUUCUCUCUAUGUGAUUCUGUACAUAGAAGGUGCAUGUGUCCUGAUUUCCUAACAUGAAGGCUGAUGAUGACAUGAUUCACAGCUGAAUUCAGUAAAUAUAUUGUACUGCACACUUGAUGCUUACACAAGCAGUGUUGCACAUAUUGCUAUGUUAUAGACCCCAAUGUGGUCUUAACUGUGUAGAUAAGAGAGCAGGGCAUUAAUAACAAAUUUUUCUUUAUCAAAGAUACUUAAGUUAUAAUCAUAAAAGAAUCAAUCCAGUAAAUGUGUAUCUGAUAUAAAAAUAAAUUGACCAAAAUACAAACUGACUUGGCAACUGUUCUAAAGGAUAUUUGUAACAUCAUUAUUUCUCUACUAAAACUGUUUUUAUUCAAAAACCUUGGAUUAAAGCUCUGUGCAUACCACUGGCAGGCAAGUAUUGUAAAUAUAAGUAAAUCAAUGUUUGUCCUAGUCACUAUUCGUAAGUGGAAUUCUUUGCCUGUGCACAUGUUCCCACUUUUCUACAAUCUGGGGUUCUUUGAAAGAGGCAUGAAAAAGCAUUUCUGCAGGCUGGCAAGAUGAAGAUUGUUGGUGUGGCAGUAAAUAACUGCUGUACCAGCUAUUUUCGCGUCAGGACUUGACCCCCAUUUAUCAUCAGGUGGGUGGGGUACAGUCAUUUGCAUAGCUAGCUUAAAAAAAUCUAUCCACAAGAAAAACUGUGCCCAUAAAAGCUUGAUGAUGAUGAUCCAGAUAUAUAAUAAAAACCUUGUCACAGCUAUAAGAAGUAUAAUAUUUAUAUAUCUAAUUAUUUAUUCCCCAAAGUAUUACGUAAACCAUAAUACAUUAUUGUUAUAGAAGAUAUUCAAGUAAUAAACUAUCAUGGUAUAUGAAUAUUAUAUUUUAAAUAAUAAUUCAUUUAACACAAUACCUUGACCUGACUUGCAUAAAUGUUCAAAAGUACAAAGCAUUGUUUUUAUUCAUUCACAUAUAACCACAAUACUCAUAAAUAAUGCAUAUACAAUACCUUAAGUAUAAUGAAGCAAGUGUACAAAAACUCGAUUUUGUGAAAUCACUUCUGUUUUUUUAUAGAGGUAGACAAAUGAUUCUAACCCACCUGAUGUUAAGUGGUAGUAAAGUCCAAACGCGAAUAUAGCUGGUACAGCAAUUAUAAACUGCUACACCAAUCAUCCUCACCUUGCUGGCCUGCAAAAAUGCUUCUUCACACCUCUUCUAAAGGACCCCGGAUUAUAGGAAGGAGGGAACACUUGCGCGGGUAAAGAAUUCCAAAGUAUAUAUUCUUCAAAGUAUACUAAAGAACAAAUAGUUUUAUGAACCAAUGAAAAUUUGAUUUGUCAUAAGAAUUAUACAUAACUUUCAAUGAAGUCAUCAAAAAAUUAAGACACACUGGAUUUUCUGCUUGGAGUGCCUGUCUCCAGAAAUAACCCUACCUAACAGAAACUGGGAGACAAAUAAUUAGUGUUUAGCAUUGUGGUUGUUGAGAUAUAGCUUCACUGUCACAUGUGUUCAGGGUAGGCAAUAUACAAGUGAACUCCCAAUAAUGUUUAAAGGGUCAUUCAUUUCACAUGUGACCUUUUCCAGUUUUUUAAAGUUGUAAAUAUUUUCUUAAUAGCUUAAAUUAAUGAUAAGAUGCCAAAACAUCAGAAUUUGAUAGAAAAUACAUGUUUUCCUUCAGGAUCACUGCUUAAUUAUCUUUUAUAUGUAUGUGACCUGUAACACCGAUUAUAUCGGAUGACCCAAAAGGUUAUGGACUGUAACUUUUUGUCACAUGUACCAUAUGCAAGUUUGUUCCCCUUUUUACUUAGAAAACUGCAUUUUUUUCUUGGAAGACAUAGUGUACCAUACUCAUCCCUAAAACUACAUUAAGAAAAACAUGCACAAUAUGGUGUAUAUAAAAGAUAUAACAUUUACAGCAUGCAUUCAAAAACUUAUCACAAAACAGAUGUUCAGUUAUUCAUUGUAUUUAAAAAUAGGUUAACAAAUAUGCAAUGUAGGUAUUUGUCUAGAUGAGAGAUAACACAAUAUACUUUUUUUUGAGAUAAGAAUUUGUUAAAAGCGCAGUCAAACAAUAAAAUUUGACUCAAACUAAAGUAAUGAAUGCUCACACUAAAUAGGCACUUGUCGAGUUGCGGAAAAGACCCACCUUGUUGAAGAAGUAAUGAAUGGAUACAAACUUUUCCAUUCAUAUAAGAAAAACAAGAUGCAAAAUGGAAAGUUUUGACGUUAAACAAAGUACAUUCCGUAUUUAAACUUUUUAAGAUAUUUCUUUAAAUUUUGCCACUCUCUAGAAAUGUGGAAAACUUCAAGUCACAUAAGCUUUAGUUUCUGAAGUAUUACCGACUACAAUCUAUUAAUGCAUAUUACAUUAUGCUAAAAUUAAAAAAAUUGAGGUGAAAAUUGUACAGUUAAAUGUGUUUCAUACCUACUUUCUCAACAGAAAUAGCUUGAAGCAAUAAGCAACUUUUGAAAACUUACUAAUGGAACAAUCUGUUAAAGGCCCAAUGUUAUGAACAACAAAAACUUUUUUUCCUUGAUGAACUUUUACAAAGAGUGAGAAAUUUUCAUAUCACUCAAGGAAUAUUUAAAAAAGCUACUCCAAUUAAUAAAUAAUAAUCUAGAUUCAGACACUUCAAUAUUGGUUAGAAUCACUUAUUUCUUUCAGCAAUAUGCUUGUUGUCAAUUCAAACAGCUGAUUUGCUUGCAUCACACUGUCACUCACACAUUCAUAUUGGCAACUAUUACAAAUGUGCACAAAGGAAAUGUUUGUGUUCCAUACAUUGACAUUAUUACUGUUUUACCUUUUUAUUGAUCUGUAUUUGUGUCAAACUUAUUUCUUUGGUUCAAAAUUGGGGCAAACUUUAAUUAUGCCAUGAAAACAAAAAUAAAACUAGAAAAAUAAGCACCACCUGCAGGGGGCUCCAACCGGGGCCCAAUUGAGAUUGCCGUCCGUUGGGGUUGUGCUGCGAGCCACCAGACAUCGUGCGCGGAGUCGUCGCGACAAUGUUUACAACACGUACUCAACACAAAAUCGUCAACAAACACUCUCUCAGUCCACCAUAAUGAUGCCGGCAACUUAGAAGCCUUCGCCCGCGUAACUGCGCUCCUUUACGACGUGUACAGAAACUUCUGAAACGUUUUCAUGUGUGCCCAUUAAAAUUCUUAGUAUCCACUGCAUACCACGAGUAUUUCUAUUAAGGGACACUUUUAUUUCACUGUCAUUUAGAACUCAGUUCAAAGAAAACUAGAAUUAUUUGGUGCAUGGUAUGGUGUUCUCGAAUCUGAUGCUCGCUUCGCGUGACAUUUUGAACGCAUUUACGUUUUGAAUUUAACCACUAUUACAGCUUAAAAUGUUCUGAUUUAGAUUUACCGAAUACUUGUCACUGUACCUUUUUAAAGAAAAUGCUAUAUUUCACCGUAAAGUAUCACAAAAAAGGAAAAAAUCAUCAAACUAUUGGGUAAAAUCGCCUUCAACAAUGGUGGCCGAUUGGGAUUUUGAAAGCACAUACAGUGCCAUCUUGUGACAAAACUUAAAAGCAUGUCGGUAAAACAGUUCAACGGAAGUAAGUUGUCUAUGGAUGACGCAAUUUUUGCAUCAUAUUUUAAUAAAAUUAUUCUUGAAAUAUGAACGAAAAUUUUAAAAUAUCUUCUUUAAAAAUAAGAAUUAAAUAACCUCAACUUUAAUAUUACUAAAAACCACAGACAAAUUGAAUUUUUAUGGUUGGUAUAGCAACAUCUGUUGCUAUAGGAACCAUUGUUUUGUUUGUAUUGCUGUCAAUGCUAGGGAUGUGGUUGCGUUUAUGUUAUUGUGUACAGCGUAUUAAAAAAAUUUUUUUCAAUGAAAGACAACGAAGUUACUAAGUUUUUGGUGUCGUUUAGUGGCCAGAUAGAGUACACUGUUUUCCCAGGCGGCGUAUUUGAUGAGCGGUUGUAUGUACAGUACGAUACAGUUUGGGGUCCGGAUUGGAGUCCACUGUCCGGUAUCACAUCAGGGACUACCCAAAUGGCGUGUUCGGGGAGCGACCCUGAGCGGGUGGUGUUCAAUAUGCCUAUCGAAAUGGUUUUUAGCAGUACUUAUGCAUUUGGGUGGCCGCAGUUGGUCAUCACGGUGCGAGCGCAAAAUUCCAUUGGCGGUGACUCCCUCCGUGGGUACGCGUUAGUACUACUGCCCCCAACCGUCGGCACCAGACACGUGACGUCACCUCUAGUGCGGCCGAAAUCAGCCACAUUGCUAGGCGAGUGGCUCUCCUGGAUCACUGGACGGUACCCGGAAUUGGCUGACCCAAAGAUGCUGGCCAGUGGCAAGGAAAACUAUUUACUGCGAACCGAGUCGUAUGGUGCCGUCACCUUGGUCCUCACGAUGGUGUCCAAGGACAUGCGCAAACUGGGCUACGACAAUCAACCACCGCCUUACAGAAAUACAUGAUGACUGUUGAGCAUAGUACUCCAGUAAAGUAUAAACUUCACAGGAUUUUAGAGGGUCAUAAGAAUGUUGUAAAAUAUGAUGUAAGUACUUGUAUAAGUAA